CCUUUGCUCAGCGGGCGGAAGCGCAGUUCGACGUGAGAGGGCGGGAGGAGGGGUCUUUGGUGGCGGCUGUUCCGGUCUCGAGGGGUUUCCUGGUUUGCAGCAGGCAGCGCUAAUAAAAUACUUACCAUGAUGUUCAGUGGAUAUGCUGAUGCGGAAGCAUUUGAAGAUGAUCCUUAUUCUGAAGAGUCUUCCAGUGAAACAAGCAUUGAUAGUGAAGUAGAAUUUCAUCUUUACAGUCAAGUCCAUUACUCACAAGACCUUGGGGAUGCUGGGGAAAAUAACAAUAAGGAUGUCAGAGGACAAGAAGAAUUUAAGUCCUUGAAAAAAGAAAAAUUGGAGAAUGAACAAGAUCAGAGAAAUAACUUAAUUGUCAUUUCAGAUUGUGAUGUUAACAUUUCGGACAGCUCAGAUAUCAUAAUAUUGUCUGAUAGCCCUGAGGAAGAUAGCAUUUAUGAAAGUAAACUCCAGAAACUAACAGCAUCCGCGUCUCCAACGUUACGUAAAUUAAAUAAGACUGCUUACUCUCGUGCCAAAAAAUCUAUUGAACACCCUUCCCGGCCUAUCCUGAAAUCUGAGGAUCAGAUUACAGUAAAUUCAAGUAAAGCAAGAAAGGCUGAUGAAAAGGCAAUCUUAAAUAACCAGGAUGAUGUUCACAUGAUUCACAGAGUUUUAGUAACUGAGGACAGCUCCAGCAGCGAUGAUGCAAUUGAUGUGUCAAGUAUAUCCUCUGAAAGUGAUAAUGUGGAGAGCUGGAUGCUGCUGGGAAGUGCCGCAGAUGACAAAGAUGAUGAUAUCCUGCUAAAUCUUGAAGGCUGCAGAACUUCAGCCAGUGGAGGAGAAGAUAGAACAGGAUGGACCAUCAGUGAUAAAGACUUUCAGGCACAGAUUGGUAAUUAUGUUUCAGUGCGACAUAACAACAGAUACUACACAACGGACAAAAACGUCACUUGCAGAAAUUGUGAUAAACGAGGUCAUUUAUCAAAAAAUUGUCCUGCCCCAAAGAAAAUUCCACCCUGUUGUCUUUGUGCAGAGAGAGGUCACCUACAAAACAGCUGUCCAGUACGAUUUUGUUUAAAUUGUUGUUUGCCAGGACACUGCUCUAGAGAGUGCCCUGAGAGAAUGUACUGGAAAAAACAUUGCAACCGCUGUGAUAUGAGAGGUCAUUAUGCAGAUGCUUGCCCAGAAAUAUGGAGGCAGUAUCACCUAACAACUAGACCAGGACCACUCAAGACAACUGACUCUUAUUCUGUGCAACCUUCUUCAGCAUACUGUUACAACUGUGGAAAGAAAGGCCACUAUGGAUUUGAAUGCUCAGAGAAGCGAAUGUUUGGAGGGACAUUUCCUACUUUCCCCUUUAUCUAUUACUAUGACAAUGAAUAUGACAACAAGAGGAGUCUUCAGAGAGCAAAGAAAAAAGUGCAAGAACUUCAGGAAGCUGGCCUUCUAACAAAGUUUCCAAAAAGACCACAUACAGAUUAUGAUCGGGAAGAGCACAAACAUAAGAAAAAGAGGGAAGUUUGGAAGGAACAUGGCAAGAGAGGAAAUCAUAAGAACCUAAGGAAAAAGUCUCAGGCAGAUCUAGUCAAAGAAAGGAAGCGUAAGAAGGAAGUUCAGAACAACUAUAUGAUAGAAGAAUGCUUUCCUAGAGGUGGCCACGUGAAUGCACAUAAGAGGUGCAGAAGGAAAACUCCUCAUCAUCAAAGUGUUGGCUUUUUGGCAGAUGGCAAAACUGAAAAUCACCGAGUUUCUAUGCAGUCAGCAAAAAGGCAGAAGAGAAAGAAAAAGAAGAGGAGCCACACAAACAAUACCAGGGAUGAAAGUUUAUUUCUUAUCAAACAGAAGAAAAAGAAAACGACACCGAAAGCCAGCUUUAUCUGAGGUGGAACUUUAUUCCUUCUGUCACAGCACAGAGUGUGUCUCGGUAACCAUUCCACAAGGAGAGCAUCUUGGUUUGUAAUGUUAUUUAUGCAUUAGAGGUACAUUAUUUGAUAAAUGUUUUUAUAAUUCCUGCAUUAGAUGGACUAUAGAGGAAAGGGGUAGGGAGUGACAAGAUGAAAGCAAUUUUUUUAAAAAAGGUUCCUCAGUUGUAUACACUCUUUGUAAAUCUGUGUCUCAAAAUACUUCUGCUUAAUGCAUACAGUUUAUUUGCACGCACAUUUUGAAGGAAAAGUAGACAAAUUGACAGGUGCCCCAGGUAUGGAUACAAGAACAGAUGGAGGUAACCAUUUCACCUGCUUAAAAGAAGAGACAAAAAGAGGAAGUUUAAUAAGUGAUUUGCAUUUACAGGCCUUAGGAAGGCGUAGCGGUAUCAUGUUUCCUCUGCUGAUUUGUUUUGAAAAAUGUGUGGAAUGGAUUUAAGAAACAGGGAAGGAUGUUGUAGGAGAAAUAUUAUUUGCUUCCUAAUUUUAUUUUCUCAGCAGAGUGUUUCAGGAUGUGGCCAUCUUAUGCCACAUUCUUAGAUAGGAUUAUCCUCAAAUUUGCCAAGGACUUAGCACUGUAAUUUGAUUUGACAGGCCAGGUCAGUCUUUGUUCAAGUGAGAAAGUGUAAGCUGCAUUGAAGUCCAAUUUUUAAAGUAGAUAAUGACGUACAGCUUUUUCAUGUUUCUGAGAAAUAAAUGAUUUUAUAACU
Messenger RNA from Pseudonaja textilis, 2629 nucleotides. It is a transcript of the gene ZCCHC7, whose product is annotated as zinc finger CCHC-type containing 7. Gene Ontology annotation, cellular component: TRAMP complex. Gene Ontology annotation, molecular function: zinc ion binding; RNA binding. NCBI's taxonomy places the organism in Eukaryota, Metazoa, Chordata, Lepidosauria, Squamata, Elapidae. The record is from RefSeq and is a predicted model, not a curated record. Gene Ontology annotation, biological process: nuclear polyadenylation-dependent snoRNA catabolic process; TRAMP-dependent tRNA surveillance pathway; nuclear polyadenylation-dependent CUT catabolic process.